Molecule: messenger RNA, 276 nt
Organism: Melampsora larici-populina 98AG31
Lineage: Eukaryota; Fungi; Basidiomycota; Pucciniomycetes; Pucciniales; Melampsoraceae
Exons: 4
Coding region: 1-276 (91 amino acids)
Source: RefSeq, a predicted model, not a curated record
AUGAAUAACCAGUAUGAUACCGAUGCCAAUUGUAUGAUCACCAACAGGCGUAUCACUACCCGGCUGACACUCACACUCCGAGCACGUAUUCUGGAUAUGACCAGCCAAAGUAUGAUCGCCAACGGGUAUAUCACUACCCGGGGGACAACCGCACUUCAGGCUCAAGCUUGCAAUCCGGAGGUUAUGAUGGCAACGUCAAUCAUCACCAUGUGCCCAACGAUGGCGGCGGCGAGAUGGGCCCUCCAAGGAGUACUUAUGGAUCGGAAGCUACCUUAG